Molecule: messenger RNA, 758 nt
Organism: Glycine soja
Lineage: Eukaryota; Viridiplantae; Streptophyta; Magnoliopsida; Fabales; Fabaceae
Product: aspartate--tRNA ligase, chloroplastic/mitochondrial-like
Exons: 5
Coding region: 195-725 (176 amino acids)
Biological process (GO): aspartyl-tRNA aminoacylation
Cellular component (GO): cytoplasm
Molecular function (GO): ATP binding; aspartate-tRNA ligase activity
Source: RefSeq, a predicted model, not a curated record
AGGAAAACAUAUUUAGUAAUAAUGCAUACAAAUCUAAUUUAGAAAUCCCAAAAGAUAUUCAACAAUACUCAAAUUCAGCUCUUAAGAAAGGUGAUAUUUACAAUGAAGCAUUCAAAUCUGGUGCAAAGGGUUUGCCUUUUCUCAAGGUCUUGGAUGAUGGGAAUAUUGAGGGAAUCUCUGUUUUAGUAUCAAGUAUGGAUCCUACAACCAGAGGGAAUUUGUUAAGGCGAUGCUCUACAGGACCAAGCGAUCUGAUUUUAUUUGCAGUGGGUCAUCACACAUCUGUAAAUAAAACUUUAGACCGUCUUAGAGUUUAUGUAGCCCAUGACCUAGGUUUGGUUGACCAUGGCAGGCAUUCAGUUUUGUGGAUCACUAAUUUUCCGAUGUUUGAGUGGAAUGAUCCAGAGCAAAGGCUAGAGGCUCUUCAUCAUCCUUUCAUUGCACCAAAUCCUGAAGACAUGAAUGACCUUGCAUCUGCUCGUGCGUUGGCUUAUGACAUGGUUUACAAUGGAGUGGAGAUUGAUGGGGGAAGUCUAAGAAUUUAUAAAUGUGAUAUACAACAAAAGGUUUUGGAGAUUGUUGGCAUCUCAAUGGAGCAUGUUAGUGGAGCAUUAAUCGGAAAUAAUGACUACGUCACCAUUCCUGUGCUUAGUUGUCUUUUUAUUUAUUUUGCAUCUUUCUAUAUUUAUAAAAUGCUUCAAUGUUGCCAGACAAAUUUAAACUAGAAUUAUGUAUGGUUAUUGUUUUCCUGUGUCCCA